This is a messenger RNA of Epinephelus fuscoguttatus (brown-marbled grouper), 2207 nucleotides long. RefSeq names its product peroxisomal succinyl-coenzyme A thioesterase-like. The coding region runs from base 553 to 1866 and encodes 437 amino acids. The transcript is spliced from 11 exons. Gene Ontology annotation, molecular function: fatty acyl-CoA hydrolase activity. The record is from RefSeq and is a predicted model, not a curated record. Gene Ontology annotation, biological process: fatty acid metabolic process; acyl-CoA metabolic process. Lineage: Eukaryota; Metazoa; Chordata; Actinopteri; Perciformes; Serranidae.
UCAGUGCAGCAGAGCCAGAGAUAGCAGAUUUUUAAUUUCAUACCAAGUGUCAGGACCUGGCGCCUACACUACCCAUGAUGCAGCUCGACCGCCAACAGUUUGUUUGAGAGGUUCCGGUGUGUCAGUGUAGCUCAAAGGAAAGAGACGAGGAGCGGCUGCAGCGGCCUGGAUAACUCAUUUAUUUAUUUUUUAUUUUAAACUCGUAGUCUGAAGUCCUCCCCGCGCAGCUAAAGAAACCUCAACGUUUAUCACGGAACUAACCGCACCAGGACAUACGGGACACACAAACAACAGAACGGAGUCUCAGUGAGUCGACGGCGCCAUCUUGUGUCGGGACACAGUGAUGUUACAGUGGGAGGAGACCGGAGCUCGUCACGGAGAGACUGAACUUCAGACGGUGAAUUGAAUCUCAGUUUGUCGGUCACCCUGCUGCGGAAGAGUUUGACUUACACAGAAUCAGUCACAGUUCUGUUUUCAUACCCUGAGGCCAGUUUAACACCAGGAGAUAAAGCAACUGACAAGACGGCAAACCUGAAGACAACUGCUCAGAGGAUGGACAUAAAACAGUGUUGUGUGAAGCUUUCGGUCCAGCCAUCCAGGGGGCUCGUGGAUGAAAAGUUUACCGUCCUGGUCCAGAACCUCUUUCCUGGUUUCCAGCUGACAGUCCGUGCCCUACACCAGUGUGAAGACGGACACACCUGGGAUGCAUUCGCUCACUACAUCGCCAACGCCACUGGGGAAGUGAACGUUUCAGAGGAUCUCAGCCUGGGCGGGACAUAUUCUGGGGUUGAACCCAUGGGUCUACUGUGGAGCCUCAGGCCAGUUCCAGGCAGCAAACCUGGGCUCAGGCUGAGGAAGAUGAACGUCCAGACUCCCAUGGAGUUCACAAUCUCAGUAUACCAGGGUCAUCUGACUGAAGGCUUCACAGACCAGGUGCCACUGGCCAGUGUCGUGGUGGAGCGUUGGUACAUGGCGCCCGGUGUCCGUAGGAUCCCCGUUACAGAGGAUGGACUCACUGCGACCCUCUUCCUGCCCCCAGGACCGGGACCUUUCCCCGGCCUCCUGGACCUCUGGGGGGGUGGAGGGAAAUUGGUGGAGUACCGAGCAGCGCUGCUGGCCUCCCACGGCAUCGCCUCCCUGGCCCUCGACUACCUGACACCUAAAAGCCCCAUAGAAACUGGGAAGAUGGUGGGCAACGAGUACUUUGAGAGGGCCUAUAGAGUCCUGGAGCAGCAUCCUCAGAUCCUCAGCAGCAGGAUCGCCAUGUUGGGCCUUUCCCUUGGCACCAGUAUCACCCUCAAAAUGGCUGUUUACUCCAAAGUUAUUAAGCUCAGGUGUGCAGUAUGUAUCAGUGGGAGUCAUGUGCAACGGGUUGAUGGAUCUCUACGACAAAAUUUGAGUUACUUUGACAAAAACUCUGCAAAGAUUCGCUUUGACAAAGAUAACAACGUGAUCUUGCGGGAUAUGACACUGCCCAUCACCACCAACCCCUCACUCAAAGUGGACGUGGGACGACUCCAGUGUCCUCUGCUGCUGGUUGUAGGUGAGGACGAUCAGGACACACCGGCCUACGAAGCUGCAAUGGACAUGAGGGAGAUGAUGGAGCGGGCGGGGAAUAGCCACCUGCUGACUGUCCUGUCCUACCCAAAAGCCGGUCACCUAAUCGAACCUCCGUUCACGCCGUUCAUCCGAGCCAGCCCCAUCCGAUCAUUCAGCACUGGUCAGAAGUUGUUGGUUCUGUGGGGCGGAGAGACGGUGGCACAUUCUCGUGCUCAGGAAGACGCCUGGAGGAAGACGCUGGUCUUUCUGAGGAAGAAUCUGUUCGGCUGCACAAACCCUGGUGCAGCUAUGCUAUCGCGGCUGUAACCACAGCAACAACUGAUGGUUAUAGAGUUGCUAAGCUACUUUGUGGCCCCCUGGUUCAGGAAUUAACAGUCCCAUUGUUUUUACCUCAUAGAUAAUGUUACAUGACUCACAGUUGACUACAGACAUUUUCCUGAUUGAAUCAUCAGAGUAAAAGAUGAAAUCACUCUCCGACUUUAACACUUAAUCUGUCCUGUCAAAUAAAAAAAUGAUUUAAAAAAGUACAUUAUUUCCCUCUAAUAUGUGUCGAAUUUUUAAGUAGCGAAAAAUAGAAAUUCUUAAGUAGAUUACCUCAGAAUUGUACUUAAAGGAAAUGGCCACUAGAAUGAAAAUACAGACAGUAC